This is a messenger RNA of Harpegnathos saltator (Jerdon's jumping ant), 687 nucleotides long. RefSeq names its product cuticle protein 10.6. Lineage: Eukaryota; Metazoa; Arthropoda; Insecta; Hymenoptera; Formicidae. The transcript is spliced from 2 exons. Bases 16 to 498 code for a protein of 160 amino acids. The record is from RefSeq and is a predicted model, not a curated record.
ACGCUGGCGACCUUGAUGAAGUGCCAGUUGGGGGUUCAAGUAAGCGGUAUAAAGGCUUUUGCUUUUGGACACCGAAAGCAGAUCCUUCGAGCUUCUUCCUCCGCUUCGAGCAUCACUCUCGACGCUAAACAGUACGACAUGUCCAAGCUGUACAUCCUCGCCGCCCUCCUGGCCGUGGUUUCCGCCGCGCCUGCACCUGCUCCUGCGCCGGGGGCCCUCCUGGCCGCGGCGCCCGCGAUCGCGGCCGUGCCGGCGCCGAUCGUCACCGCCAGUAGCAGCCAAUACGUCGCCAGGAAUUACAACACGCUCGCCGCGGCUCCGCUCGCGGCUGCGGCUCCGUUCGUAGCUGCGGCUCCGCUCGCUGCGGCUCCGGUCGCAACUGCGGCUCGGUUCGCUGCGGCUCCGUUCGCGGCUGCGGCUUACGCACCCUUGGCCUACGGUACCCACGCUGUCGCGCCUGCGUACUCGGCCGCGUACUCGGCGCCUGUUCUGCUGUAAGCUCGACCCGGGUCCCUGGUUCGAGCCGGACCAUCAACUGCGGAUUUUUUCACCGAGGCACUCCAUGGACCGAUCACCGGACGAUAGCGAGCGAUGAGCGCACCGCUGCGAUCGCGCCGGGCUCGUCGCAGCGAGCGCGACGUGUUAUGUUUGCGCAAUUUAUUAGUGUCAAUAAAUUGAUUUUCUUCA